Messenger RNA from Neodiprion fabricii, 2132 nucleotides. RefSeq names its product peptidoglycan recognition protein-like. Bases 103 to 675 code for a protein of 190 amino acids. Gene Ontology annotation, molecular function: N-acetylmuramoyl-L-alanine amidase activity; zinc ion binding; peptidoglycan binding. The record is from RefSeq and is a predicted model, not a curated record. The transcript has 4 exons. Gene Ontology annotation, biological process: innate immune response; peptidoglycan catabolic process. Lineage: Eukaryota; Metazoa; Arthropoda; Insecta; Hymenoptera; Diprionidae.
UGAUAAAUCCCCACCGAGAGUCCUCACUUCUCACGUCAUUCGUCCAACGCUAGUCGGUCGUUAUUUUAGUGAUCAGUGAAUACCGAGAGCCCACAAAGAAUCAUGGCUAUUAGAAAGAGUCUUAUAUUUCUGACCAUUUUUUACGCCGUUAACGCAAAUCAGACUCACGAGUGCCCAAAUAUAAUAACGAGAUCGCAAUGGGGAGCGAGACAAGUAGCAAGCGUUAAUUACCUGAUCGUACCAAUACCGUACGUGGUAAUUCACCACACGGCAGGUCACACUUGCAACCGGACGAGUCGAUGUGCUGAAGUCGUCGCCGGUAUCCAAGCGCAACACAUCGACUCUAAUAAUUGGGGUGACAUUGGUUACUCAUUCUUGAUCGGAGGCGAUGGUAAUGUGUACGAAGGUAAAGGCUGGACCCGCGAAGGAGCGCACGUAAUCGGUUAUAACAAAAAAUCCAUCGGAAUUGCUUUCAUAGGUUCAUUCGAAGAUAACAACGCAAACCAAACUAUGCUGGAUGUAGCGCACAAGUUGAUCAUUUGCGGAAAAGCUCAAGGAAUUCUUCGACCGACUGUUCGCGUAGUUGGUGCACGUCAAUUAAUCGCCACAGUAAGUCCAGGCUUUGCACUGUACAACCAAAUUCAAGCUUGGCCGGAAUGGGUAUCUACCCCGUGAAUAACCAGUGGAAGAAGCAGGGUCGAAAUAUAAAACAGCACAAAUUUAAUAGAUCGCAGAGUAAAAUAAAAAUUCAGUAAAUUAUGAUAUAAAUAAUGACAAAUUGGCCAGUCUUAGAAUAGGGUGAUAUUUAGCACUUCGCGGUAGCACUGGUUCAUAUUUGACUCCAGAAAUCAUGUAUUUAUUAUGGGACGCCAAAUAGGUGCGACCGCGAAGGGUUAAAUUUCACUAAGGAUCGUUUGGUGAAAAUGUAAAUUAACAUUUAUAGAAUAUAUAAUAUAUAGAAUAUAUAAUAAUACACGGGAAAAAUCAGGGGAAAAAAGUUGAACCAGUCAAAUCGGUUUAUAUUAAACAAGAGAGUAUAGACGAGGAAAUAUUUUUGUUUAGAUACCAAAAUAUAGUUUAAGGUAAUUACAAUAAUCAUGGUAUACACUUACUAUUAGAUGCGUAUGUAUUUUAUCGACAGUAACUAUAUGAAGUACAGGUAAAGACAUUUGAUCUUGGCCAUCGAGUGCAAAGAGUAAUAUACCGACUAACUUAGAUACGUACGUAAAUUACACAAUGCCAGAGAAAUGAGUAGAUUAUAAAGUACCUGUUUUCAAUAUAAAUCCCUACAUUACCGACACAGCAGAGCACAAACUCCGGGCACAAACCCUUUUCUAGGACGUUCGAGGGUGGGGCAUAGCACCACUCCAACUAACUUUAUCUCUAAACAUGGUCUGAAAGUAAGAACACGAAUGGUGCGGAUUGCUCUUGAUAAUUUGCAUAAUGGCAUUUGAAAAAUAAUUCAACAUCGGCAAUUUUCAAGACAGUGAAUUAUAAAUAGAGCUAAAAAGUAGUAAAACAGAGAUGUUUGAAUAGUUGCACAAGGCUUGAAUACGUUCAAAAAAUUUCUUUCAACUUCGGCUUGUUUUAUUGUCCUUGGAAUACAGAUUCAUACUAAGCGUUGGACGAGAAUAACUAACUAUACCGUAUUUCAGGUUCGUUAUCACUUGGUUUCUAGACACCGAAAUUUGUCAUGUUUUGUCUAUAACAUUUCUAGACUUUUACUCAUUCGGUAAGAAUGUGUGAAAUCUAUAAAUUAUUGUUAAACGAUAGCUUGUAAUUGGUAAAUCUCGUUUGUAUCAUUAAUACUUCACUAGUUUCAAAACUCUCGCUCGCUAAAGCUUGCUCGGGUUCGGAUGUCUAGUGUAACUGGUUUUUGUGCUCGUACGCUCGCUUAAUCGUUGUCAGUGUUUCACCAGAUGACAUAGUCGUAGGGGAGACUAGGGCACGAUGGCUCCCCAAAAUAUUGUGGUAUUUGCUUCACAGUAUACAGAAUGAACACUGUCUUUGUGCAUGUGACGCAAACCGAUUCUGCCAGUAGAUUUUGCUUUAUAAUGCUAAAAAUCACGUUUACACAUGCGUGUAAGUAUAACGUAUUGUGAUUUUAUGACAAUAAAUUUCGUUAAAAAAUA